GAGGACAACACUUGCCCUGCUUGCGACAAACCUCUCAAAUCAGCUUCAGGCCUCAUGGCCCAUCUGUCUACGGCUCGAUCUUGCCUGUGGUACAGAAAGGGCAAGAACCGGGAGCCAAGGUGUCACGCGCCAGAAGUGGUGGACGAGGAGGCUCCUCCCGCGGUGGACAUGGACGUGGAUGUGGAGGACUUCCGGGACGCUUCCACCUCAUCGUCUACGAGCCACGUCCCUGCCCAGCCUUUACAAAUGCCGCCCGGGCCAGCCUUGGAUGACGACGACAACACCAGAGUAGAGGAUGAAGACGAGCUUGCCGGCAGGGUGAUACGGAUGGAGACGAGUAUAGUGGAGACGUGGAGGGCGUAUUUCGGGGAAGAUGAAGAUGGUGAAAAUCCGGGCAAAGAUGACCGAAUGGAUGAGCUGGACCGGAACAAGAAGUGGAAGCCCUUCGCGUCGGAGCUCGACUGGCGUGUAGCUAUGUGGGUUGUUCGUGAGGAUGUUGGUCAGAAGUCCAUCAAUCGGUUUCUGAGCAUACCCGGUGUGGUCGACAAGCUGGGUCUUACAUUCAAAGACAUACGGGAGCUCUUCAUGAAGAUCGACGACAUCCCAGACAGGGCAGCCUGGAAGACUUCAUCUCUGGCAUUCCCUGACCGGCCUGAUGAGAAGCAUCUGGUCAGAUACAGAGACAUACUUGAAGCAAUCAAGGCGCUGCUUGGCAACCCUUCGUACGCGAAGUACAUCGUGUAUCGGCCCAAGCGCGUCUUCACGGAUCGGUCCCGGACCAAGCGUAUUUUCACCGAGAUGUGGACGGGACUGUGG
Molecule: messenger RNA, 816 nt
Organism: Fomitopsis serialis
Lineage: Eukaryota; Fungi; Basidiomycota; Agaricomycetes; Polyporales; Fomitopsidaceae
Exons: 4
Source: RefSeq, a predicted model, not a curated record